UUCUUACCUCUUCCCCUCUUUCUUCUCUCCUCCGAAUCCUCAACAAAAACCCUAAAAAUGCGAUCUUUAGCGCCCAGGUAUUAUCUUUUGGAUCCCUUCUCUUCCUAUUUUUUCGACUUUUCAAAUUACCCACGAAAUCAAACAAAAAAUGAAGGAUAAAUCUCCAAAGCUCCGAUACGCAAUGGUCUGCUCCUCGAAACAGAAUCGGAGCAUGGAAGCUCACUCCCUCCUCCAGCGCAAUGGCUUCGACGUCUCCUCCUACGGCACUCGGGCACAUGUUAAGCUCCCGGGUCCAUCGUACCGCGAGCCCAACAUCUACGAAUUCAGAACCCCUUAUCACAAGAUGUACGAUGACCUCCUCCGCAAGAACCCUGAAUUGUACAAGCGUAAUGGGAUCUUGCCGAUGUUGAAGAGGAAUAUGAGUGUGAAGCUAGCGCCUCAGCGCUGGCAGGAUAAUGCUGCUGAUGGCCCCUUUGAUGUUGUUCUCAGUUUCGAAGAUAGGGUUUUCGAUGCGAUCGUUGAUGGUAAUUGGGUUUUUGUUUUUGUAUUUUUUUAGUUUUGUUUUAAAGCUGAUAUUCCACGAUUGGGUUUUGAAUUUGAUUGAUUUAUAUGAGUUUCAAUUUGGAGUUUUUAUUUGAA
This is a messenger RNA of Asparagus officinalis (garden asparagus), 639 nucleotides long. Its product is annotated as RNA polymerase II subunit A C-terminal domain phosphatase SSU72-like. Gene Ontology annotation, molecular function: RNA polymerase II CTD heptapeptide repeat phosphatase activity. Gene Ontology annotation, biological process: termination of RNA polymerase II transcription. Lineage: Eukaryota; Viridiplantae; Streptophyta; Magnoliopsida; Asparagales; Asparagaceae. The record is from RefSeq and is a predicted model, not a curated record. The transcript is spliced from 2 exons. Gene Ontology annotation, cellular component: nucleus; mRNA cleavage and polyadenylation specificity factor complex. The coding region runs from base 149 to 556 and encodes 135 amino acids.